Messenger RNA from Acanthosepion pharaonis, 735 nucleotides. NCBI's taxonomy places the organism in Eukaryota, Metazoa, Mollusca, Cephalopoda, Sepiida, Sepiidae. The record is from the annotation of a GenBank genome assembly.
AUGUAUAAAUCAUUUUCAUUCUUUCUUUCUUUUAUUCUAUUUCUUUCAUUCUAUUUCUUUGUUUCGUUUUUCAUUCUUCAGCAUUCACAUUUUUUCUUUAUUUUGUUCGUCGAUAUUCUCAUUGUCUUAGUCAUUAUCAUUCUUUCUCUUUGUUUUCUUCAUCAUUCCUAUUCUUUCUUACUGUUUUUCUUUCUUUUUCUACUGUUACUUUCCCUUUAUUUUAAUUCUUGCUACUUUCUUUCUUACUUUCUUUCUUUUUCUUUUUUUCUUUGUAUUCCUAUGCAGCAUUUUAUGUCGAUCUUCUCUUUUCUUAUUUUUUUUAUUUUCUUCCUUUUCCUAUUUUCUUCGUGUUUUUUACUUCUUUUUUCUUCUUCUUUCCUUUCCUUUCUUUGUUAUUAUGUUCCCUUUUUCUUUACUUAUUUUAUUCAUCUAUCUAUCUAUCUAUCUAUCUAUUUACCUAUCUAUCUAUGUAUCUAUUCAGGCUCACGGCCACUUGAUCUAUCUAUCUAUCUAUCUAUCUAUCUAUCUAUCUAUCUAUCUAUCUAUCUAUCUAUCUAUCUAUCUAUCCCAACCAAUUCAGGCUCACGGCAUUAUUACGUUCUGUUAAAAAAUUUAUCUAUCUAUCUAUCUAUCUAUCUAUCUAUCUAUCUAUCUAUCUAUCUCUACACUCCGGCGUCUUGCAGGAAACAACUGGAACAACCUGUGCUGGUGAAUCUUCGUGAUAGAGAACGGUGA